Messenger RNA from Elgaria multicarinata webbii, 1886 nucleotides. Its product is annotated as cationic amino acid transporter 2-like. Gene Ontology annotation, cellular component: plasma membrane. Gene Ontology annotation, molecular function: L-lysine transmembrane transporter activity; L-ornithine transmembrane transporter activity; L-arginine transmembrane transporter activity. The coding region runs from base 47 to 1864 and encodes 605 amino acids. NCBI's taxonomy places the organism in Eukaryota, Metazoa, Chordata, Lepidosauria, Squamata, Anguidae. Gene Ontology annotation, biological process: L-arginine import across plasma membrane; L-ornithine transmembrane transport. The record is from RefSeq and is a predicted model, not a curated record. The transcript is spliced from 12 exons.
CUCUGUCAGUGUGGAACUGGGACAAAUUUCCCAAGAGAGUAUAAAAAUGUCGAUCUGGGGUCCUGCACUCUCCCUCUUUCAGAUGGUUUCCCGUAGAAAAAUAAUACCAACAAGUGACUGCAGAGAAUCGGAAUUGCGCCGCUGCCUUUCCACCUUGGACUUAGUGGCUCUGGGUGUAGGCAGUACGUUGGGUGCAGGGGUAUACGUCUUAGCAGGGGAGGUUGCCAGGACCUACUCAGGCCCUAGUAUCAUCAUUUCCUUUCUGAUUGCUGCUCUGGUAUCCAUGCUGGCAGGAUUGUGUUAUGCUGAAUUUGGAGCCCGGGUGCCGCUGUCUGGAUCGGCUUAUCUCUACAGUUACAUAACAGUCGGAGAGCUGUGGGCAUUCAUCACAGGGUGGAACCUGCUGCUCACCUAUGUAAUUGGUACCUCCAGCGUGGCCAGAGCCUGGAGCUCAACUUUUGAUGAGCUGCUGGGCAAACAAAUGGCGACCUUUUUCAACACCCAUAUGGCCGUGACCUUUCCCGGACUGACUAAAUAUCCUGAUAUCUUUGCUGUUUCCCUCAUUGUCAUACUGGCAGGGCUCCUCUCCAUCGGGGUGAAAGAAUCCAGUACAGUCAACAAGGUCUUCACAGCUAUUAAUGUGCUCGUCCUGCUAUUCAUAAUAAUCAGUGGAUUCAUCAAAGGGGACCUAAAGAAUUGGAGGAUGAGUGAGAAUGAUUUACUCACUGCUGCCCAUAGAUUUAGAAACCAGACUGGAACUGACAAUGGAACCUGGGAGUUUGGGACCGGAGGGUUCAUGCCCUAUGGCUACAGUGGGACCAUGGCUGGAGCCGCUACGUGCUUCUAUGCGUUCGUUGGCUUUGAUUGCAUUGCGACUACCGGGGAAGAAGUGAAGAAUCCCCAGAAAUCCAUCCCAUUGGGAAUUGUUCUCUCCCUGGUCAUCUGCUUCCUAGUCUACUUCAGUAUUUCAGCUGCCUUGACCCUGAUGAUGCCUUAUCACCUUUUGGACACGAUGAGUCCUCUGCCAGUGGCUUUUGACUACAUUGGAUGGACGUUGGCCAAGUACGCUGUAGCUGUGGGGUCACUCUGUGCUCUGACUUCCAGCUUGCUGGGUUCUAUGUUCCCAAUGCCACGGAUUAUAUUUGCUAUGGCCCGGGAUGGACUGCUCUUCCAGCCUUUGGCCAAAGUGAACAGCCAGCAGAGCCCAGCAAUUGCAACACUGGUGUCUGGGGCCAUUGCAGCUUUGAUGGCUUUCCUCUUUGACCUCAAGGCCUUGGUUGACCUGAUGUCCAUUGGGACACUGCUGGCCUACACUCUCGUAGCUAUCUGUGUUCUUCUCCUCAGGUACCAACCUGAUCCCAGCUCUCCGGACCCAUCAGAAAAGAAGAGUCCAAGCAAGAUGCUCUGGGUAGACCUCCUCAUCAAUCCUCAUGUGAUCUCAUCCCAGGGCUCCUUCAACCUGGUGGCCCAUACUUUAUGCUUUGUGGUUGUCCUGGUCUGCAUCGUGAGCGUGCUGGUGACAACAGGGCUGCCAUGUUUCUCAUCGGGGGGCACCUGGUGCCUGGCCUGCCUUUUUGUCCUCCUCUUGGGGAUUCUAGUGGCAGCCCUAAUCAUCUGGAGGCAGCCUCAGAGCCAGAACAAAGCAGAGUUCAUGGUCCCGUGCCUGCCGUUCUUGCCCAUCCUCUGUGUCCUGGUCAACAGCUACCUAAUGACUCAGUUCAGCAAUGACACCUGGCUUUGGUACAUGGUGUGGAUGGUUCUUGGCGUCCUAAUUUACUUUGCCUAUGGGAUCCGCCACAGUGCAGAGAGACACAAGAAACAAGAUCUGUCCCCACCCACAGAAGGCCAUGCAGGCAACAAGUGACACAGAUAGAUUCAUCACUCAC